Molecule: messenger RNA, 787 nt
Organism: Diatraea saccharalis (sugarcane borer)
Lineage: Eukaryota; Metazoa; Arthropoda; Insecta; Lepidoptera; Crambidae
Source: the annotation of a GenBank genome assembly
GACAAAUUACCAAAAAAAAAACAAAAAUGAUGUAAAAAUGUAAACACAAAAUACAUCCCCUAAAUAAUUUACAACUAGCUGAAUAUAAAGUUUAAUUAAGAUUUGCUUGAAAAUGCCUAGAACUACAAAAUUACAUAAUAAAAGGAAACCCACUUCAAUACAAAAAUCCCACAAAGUAGAAGAUGACGGAGACACAGAUCCUGAAGAAUCUAUCAGAAAGUUCCAAUUGGAACUUUGUUGGUGUAUUCAGCAAUUAGAACGUUCUAUAAAUGACACAAAAGGCAACGAAAAACAACUCCAAGAAGCAUGGAAGGUAUUGACAGUCUUAAAAAGUAACAACCAGCCUGUUAUCAGAAAAAGACAGUUAAUGAGGACUCACUUUGGAGACUACAGGGCUAAAAUGGCAGCUGAAGAAAAAAAAUUAGCUAAAAUGACAAGGAAAAUCAAGAUUGCAGAAGUUCCCGACAAGCCAAAGGCAACAUUUCUUAGGAAAUCUGCUUUUUUGUCUACAGGAGAUAAUGCAUUCCGCUUUAAUUUUAAUUUAGCCCCUGAAGAAGUGGACAACAAUCAGUUUCAUACAGAUUCAAAUAUUCCCAAUGAAGAAAAUAAGCUUUCAAAAUUAAAUGACGAAUGUUGUACAAAAAAAGAGGACAACACUAAACAUUUUAAGUUUUCAUUUUCAGAGUCUGCAUUUAAAUUUAACUUUAAUGUUGAUAGGUCCGAUUCAUAACAUUUUUUGAUUUUUUAUAUUUGUAAAUAAAGUGACUUAAUUACAUAUAACUAACUU